GGGUGGAGUGCCAAGAAGGUUUGGGUGCAAGCUAUGAGUGAGGCUGUAGAGAAGAAAGGAAAAUUACUCUUUGUGCAGUACGGCUGGACGAGUGUAUGGGUGAAGGAUGCCAAAGCUGCGUGGUGGAGCGCGCCAACCCCGCUCCCCGCUCACCCCAGGCAAUCUCCCGUCACCUGCCGUCGAUCAUCCGCCUCCAGUAGCUCCUGUCGAAACAUUCGUAGAUUUGGUUCCCAACACGCGAAGAGCACCACAGAGAGAGGAGGGAGGAAAGGCAGGAAUGAGCGACGAGAGUAGGAUUAAAGGCACAACAAAAUUUUUCGGGGCAUGCCCAUGUCCCCUUUCAAGAUCAAAAGGCAUGCCCAUAUUACAAUACGUAUAUUUCACGUAUCAGUAUAUUUUCUGAUAUGUGAAAUAUACCUCUCUGGAAAUAAAGCACUAAGUAGGAUCAAUCAACACGGAAAUGAAAGUUUAAAACCC
Molecule: messenger RNA, 477 nt
Organism: Marchantia polymorpha subsp. ruderalis
Lineage: Eukaryota; Viridiplantae; Streptophyta; Marchantiopsida; Marchantiales; Marchantiaceae
Source: the annotation of a GenBank genome assembly